GCGAGGGCCGCUGGGGCCGCGAAGUGGGGCGGCCGGGUGGGCUGCGAGCCGGGUCUGGGCUGAGGGGCGCGGCGUCGCGGUGGGCCCCAGCCCGGCAACGGGUAGGCGAGUUCUUCUCCCUCCACCGUCCAAAGUAAACUUUGCCGCUCCUUCCGCGGCGCUCCCGAGUCCUCGCCGCCGCCGGGCCGCCGCAGUCCGCGAAGAGCAGUCCUGCGUCAGGGCCUCGUUCCCUGCCCCGGCGCGGGGCCUUUGCGCCAUGGACGCCACGGCGCUGGAGCGGGACGCCGUGCAGUUCGCCCGUCUGGCUGUUCAGCGCGACCACGAAGGCCGCUACUCCGAGGCGGUGUUUUACUACAAGGAAGCUGCACAAGCCUUAAUUUAUGCUGAGAUGGCAGGAUCAAGCCUAGAAAAUAUUCAAGAAAAAAUAACUGAGUAUCUGGAAAGAGUUCAAGCUCUACAUUCAGCAGUUCAGUCAAAGAGUGCUGAUCCUUUGAAGUCAAAACAUCAGUUGGACUUAGAGCGUGCUCAUUUCCUUGUUACACAAGCUUUUGAUGAAGAUGAAAAAGAGAAUGUUGAAGAUGCGAUAGAAUUGUACACAGAAGCUGUGGAUCUCUGUCUGAAAACGUCUUAUGAAACUGCUGAUAAAGCCCUGCAAAAUAAACUGAAACAGUUGGCUCGACAGGCACUAGACAGAGCAGAAGCGCUGAGUGAGCCUUUGACCAAGCCAGUUUGCAAAAUCACGUCAACAAAUGUUAAGCCAAAGCCACCUCCAGUGAGAGCACAUUUUCCACUGGGCACUAAUCCCUUCCUCGAAAGACCUCAGUCAUUUAUAAGUCCACAGUCAUGUGAUGCACAAGGACAGAGAUACACAGCAGAAGAAAUAGAAGUACUCAGGACAACAUCAAAAAUAAAUGGUAUAGAAUAUGUUCCUUUCAUGAAUGUUGACCUGAGAGAACGUUUUGCCUAUCCAAUGCCUUUCUGUGAUAGAUGGGGCAAGCUACCAUUAUCACCUAAACAAAAAACUACAUUUUCCAAGUGGGUACGACCAGAAGACCUCACCAAUAAUCCUACAAUGAUAUAUACUGUGUCCAGUUUUAGCAUAAAGCAGACAAUAGUAUCGGAUUGCUCCUUUGUGGCAUCACUGGCCAUCAGUGCAGCUUAUGAAAGACGUUUUAAUAAGAAGCUAAUUACCAGCAUAAUUUACCCUCAAAACAAGGAUGGUGAACCAGAGUACAAUCCAUGUGGGAAGUAUAUGGUAAAACUUCACCUCAAUGGUGUCCCAAGAAAGGUGAUAAUUGAUGACCAGUUACCUGUUGAUCACAAGGGAGAAUUGCUCUGUUCCUAUUCCAACAACAAAAGUGAACUAUGGGUUUCUCUCAUAGAAAAAGCAUACAUGAAAGUCAUGGGAGGAUAUGAUUUUCCAGGAUCCAACUCCAAUAUUGAUCUUCAUGCACUGACUGGCUGGAUACCAGAAAGAAUUGCUAUGCAUUCAGAUAGCCAAACUUUCAGUAAGGAUAAUUCUUUCAGAAUGCUUUAUCAAAGAUUUCACAAAGGAGAUGUCCUCAUCACUGCGUCAACUGGAAUGAUGACAGAAGCUGAAGGAGAGAAGUGGGGUCUGGUUCCCACACAUGCAUAUGCUGUUUUGGAUAUUAGAGAGUUCAAGGGGCUGCGAUUUAUCCAGUUGAAAAAUCCUUGGAGUCAUUUACGUUGGAAAGGAAGAUACAGUGAAAAUGAUGUAAAAAACUGGACCCCAGACUUGCAAAAGUAUUUAAACUUUGAUCCCCGAACAGCUCAGAAAAUAGACAACGGAAUAUUUUGGAUUUCCUGGGAUGAUCUCUGCCAGUAUUAUGAUGUGAUUUAUUUGAGUUGGAAUCCAGGUCUUUUUAAAGAAUCAACAUGUAUUCACAGUACUUGGGAUGCUAAGCAAGGACCUGUGAAAGAUGCCUAUAGCCUGGCCAACAACCCCCAGUACAAACUGGAGGUGCAGUGUCCACAGGGGGGCGCUGCAGUUUGGGUUUUGCUUAGUAGACACAUAACAGACAAGGAUGAUUUUGCGAAUAAUCGAGAAUUUAUCACAAUGGUUGUAUACAAGACUGAUGGGAAAAAAGUUUAUUACCCAGCUGACCCACCUCCAUACAUUGAUGGAAUUCGAAUUAACAGCCCUCAUUAUUUGACUAAGAUAAAGCUGACCACACCUGGCACCCAUACCUUUACAUUAGUGGUUUCUCAAUAUGAAAAACAGAACACAAUCCAUUACACGGUUCGGGUAUAUUCAGCAUGCAGCUUUACUUUUUCAAAGAUUCCUUCACCAUACACCUUAUCAAAACGGAUUAAUGGAAAGUGGAGUGGUCAGAGUGCUGGAGGAUGUGGAAAUUUCCAAGAGACUCACAAAAAUAAUCCCAUCUACCAAUUCCAUAUAGAAAAGACUGGGCCGUUACUGAUUGAGCUACGAGGACCAAGGCAAUAUAGCGUUGGAUUUGAGGUUGUAACAGUUUCUACUCUAGGAGAUCCUGGUCCCCAUGGCUUUCUGAGGAAAUCUAGUGGUGACUAUAGGUGUGGGUUUUGCUACCUGGAAUUAGAAAAUAUACCUUCUGGGAUCUUCAAUAUCAUUCCUAGUACCUUUUUGCCUAAACAAGAAGGACCUUUUUUCUUGGACUUUAAUAGUAUUGUCCCCGUCAAGAUCACACAACUUCAGUGAUGGAGAAAUUUCAAGUUACUGGCUUUUAUACUUGCCAAACAUCAGUUCUUCAAAUAAGGACGCAAAUCUUCAGGACAGUAAGCAGAACAAUCAGAAUGGAAUUAAAUCUCUAAAAAUGCGUUACAGUGGAAUCUGGUGCUUGUCAGGGUGUUUGGUAAGAACUGCAUAGUCGGAAUUACCUAAAUCACCUAGAGGUACCGUUUACAUGGUUUUGUGUAUAUAGAAUUGGCUUGCAUUUUAGGGGCCAUUUUGUAUAAAAAGUGCAUAUGAUUAAGAUUAGACUCAGUCAUCACUGUGAGAUGCCUUUGCUGAGAGGAUAAAGGAACUGAGACCAGAUGAGAAAAAGAAAGGAUAUAGAUUCCUUGAGUGGAAUAGUGGGCUAGAUUAAUAUACUGAAAUAUUUCCAUCGUUUCCCUUUUUUGCAGAGCAUGUGGAAGUUCAACCUGCUUGAUUCUACUAUACAUCUUGGGCAACUAAUUACCAAAUGAACUGUGCCACCAUAACUGAUUUUAAUUUUGCAUUUUUUAUGAUUUUAAAAUAUUUGUUGCCCAGGUGUUAUGAAAGAGUAAAGCUUUUAAGUAUAGACUACCUUAGCAUGAAGAUGCUCAUGCCUAAGAAUGAAAAUUGUUGAGGUUAUCUCCCAAUCAUGUAGCAAGAACUUAAAUUCACUACUGCAGUUUUUAUUUUUAAAAAACAGUAAUUGAGAUAUUGAAGACGUUACAAUUUAGUUUGUAUGGUCUUUUUUUAAAUUGCUGUAUUGUUCAGUCUCUUGUGGCAAUAGCACUUUGAAGAAAAUAGAGAAUUUAAUAUAUGGUGAUUGGGAUAUGUAGCAUUCAGAAAAAGUGAAUUGCCAAGAUACUGGUGUCAUGUAAAUUCCCACUUUACAUAAAACCCAUCAGGACAGAAUGAUGCUCAAUAUUUUAAAAUUCUAAAAAUAGGGUAGGAUUUUUCAUUGUCUCUACUUUAUAAUUAUCAACACUUAUUUUGUAUUGCUACUACCUUAAAUUGAAAUAAAAUGUUUAUACUUACGGAUAUUGCAUAGUUUAACUUAGAUUUAUUCAAAGAUUUCAUCUGUCUUGUUUCAUGUAAAUGAGAACAGAUUAUUUGCAUGAAAAUAUAUACUUCAACAAAAAUCUGUUCUUUUACAGAGUAGUGGUAGAUUAUUACACUAAUGAGGUUUCACUUUGGUAGAUACUUCAUGCUUUGUUUUAGCCUAUUAAUUUUAGGUGGACAGAUUUAACAAGUUUUCUGUUACUCUUUAAAAAGAAAAAAUCCAGAACAUAAGAACUAUAUUAUAAACACAUGAUUUUAACCUGUUGUGGUAAAGAUCUUGUACAGGAUGCAAACUAAAAACCUAAUCCCUGCCAUCAAAUUUAUUAGAAGAGACCUAUAUAUAAACAACUUAAGGCACUGAUUUCUAUAAUAGAGCUCUAAAAACAUGCCACCAGUGUAUGAAUAAGGGAAAGAUUAAUUUUGGCUGGACCAAUAUAAAAAAUUGUAUUUGAAGAAUUGAUACUUUAACUUGGACCUUGAAGGUAAAGCUUCAAAAGACAGAUUACUGACCAUUAUUGAGUGUUUACUGUGUACCCAAUGUGUAUAUUUUUCUUUUUAAUCUUCCCAAGAGCUGAAUAAAGUAUAGAUACUAUUAUUUGUACUUCUUACAAUUGAGGAAAUAAGCCUAAGAGAUUAAAAGAUUUUGCCCCAGGUUCACAAGCCUUCUUCCCUGAGCCCUGGUUGAGCUGCUGUGUGUGUCUAAUGACGCCCAUAGACACGGCCGUCUAGUUGAGGGAGGGACAAGAUCUAGACCUGUUGUAGAGGGAGGAAAAACAAUCCAGGCCUUUUGGAGGUUCUAAAUAACAGACAGACUAGUCAGGAGUUGUUAGAGAGGAUGACUCAAGUUUCUAAUUCAGCACAUGGACAGAUGCUCGUAGCUUCAGUGAAGGUAAGUUUUGACACAUUAAAUUGCCCAGAAAAUCCAGAUCUGGAAUCAACGUGGUAUAGUAAGCGAGAUCACCCAAAAAGUCAAGAGUGACGUGAACUAAAGAUGGUUAAGAACUGAUUUGUUAAGAACUGAUUUGGGGGAAGUUUUUUAGAAAGUAUUUCUAAUUUAGAAAAAAAUACAUAGACUAACAGGAGAUACAAGAAAACAAGGGUUGGGGGAGGAUUAAGAAGCCCAGUGAACAGAAUUCCCAGAAGAGUAUAAUUAAAUGUCAGAUGUGGUGGAGAUAAAGAGGCCACAGUGACAGCAGUGGGGGCAGACUACGUAAAACUAGAAAUUUGAGUAGGUGAUAGUGUGAGAAGGGAGCCCUGGUCAAAAGGUGGUCUGCAUCCCUUUCUGGUGUAGGAGACAAGCAAGUGGUAGGCUGACGGGAAAGGAGGAUUGAGGCAGAAAACAAGAGAAGGUCCUAAUGCCCAAAUAAGGAAUCCUGUAGUGCUACUGACUGCCUAGGCUUUGUCUUUUGUAAAGACAAGGGAAAGAAAGCCCCAAUGUUAGAAAAUUCCAUCCCACUUUCAUUCUCUGCAAGAAGUACUUAGAAAUUUCUAGUUAUUAGACUGCAUAACUUGACUCUGCUGUAAAAACUUUAUCCUAGCUUGGGCUAUUUUCCAGAUGGUGUUUUUUCUAGGAGGAAAAAGAACUGCCUCAAUUGCAGGGAAGUUUUUGCUAAUGGUAAGUCAAGCAAGUCUCAAUGUCUUUACUACAGGUAAAAGGGUGUAAGGAGAUUUUAUGAGAACUGAAUGAACCCUGAAGGUCACUAGUCAAAUUCAGGUAUGCUGUUAAGUGUUCUUGUUUGAGACCCAAAUUACAAGACUGGCCAAUUUUUGUAUUUUUGGUAGAGACUGGGUUUCACUAUGUUGCCCAGGCUGGUCUCGAACUCCAGGGCUCAAGUGAUCCACCAGCCUUGGCCUCCCAAAGUGCUGGGAUUACAGGCAUGAGCCCUUGGGCCCAGCUGGCUGUUUAGCGUUCUUAAAUAGCACAAGGGACUUCUAUGAACUUUCCUAGAUGAAAUAUUAACUACUAGGUAAAACACCUGUUUUGUUUGAUACUGCAAAGAGUUAUUGCUGAAACUUAAACCUCAUGAUUGGCCAACCAAGAACUUUUUCUCCACAGCAUGCUUAAUAUAUGAAAUGCAGAUUAAGAGUCCAGCAUUGUAACAUUUUCACAAAAGAAUCUGAUUCUCAACUCUGAAUGCACAUUUAAAUUCCCUCGGGGAGCUUUUAAAAGUCUAAUGCCCCAGUGUACCCCCCAGUUAAUUAAAUAAUUCUCUGGGGAUGAGAACUGACAGCAACACUUAAGCUUCCUGGGAGACUGCAGUAUGCAGCCCAAGGCCCACUCCUCCAGCAUCACCACCUCGUCUUUAUUUAUCUGCCACUGUGUCUCCUCAUUGCCUACAGCUUUAGCAACAGCAAAAGUAGAAUUCAAACCUUGGGAAUCAAGGCUUAAGUUAUUACUGUUCAUGACCUUAAUUGAAAAUGAUUACUGGUGACCACAGCACUCCAUGCUCUUCCUUAUGGAAAAAGGGUUGCCUAGAAGAUUUAGGCAAUACUGGGAGUUCUUAUUUGAAGUCACAGAAAGGAGAAACUUUGCUCAAGCCGUUUUUAUUACACUCAGUGUAUUAAGACAAGUACAAAAUAACCUUGUAAUUAAGAUACUGUAUCAGUCAAAAAAGAAGUCACUAUUGUAUGAAGAGAUUUACAAAUGACUAAAAUAUACAGGCUGUGACAGAAUUAACAGUUUGAAAGAGGGUUGCUUUCUUUUAGAAAUGCUAAAUUUUCUUAACAAGACAAAAAUACAGUGCUCUAAAUAGGCAUUACCAUGAAAACAUUAAAGAAAAGCAGUCUUAACACUUAACUACUAUUAACAGCCUUUGCCAACACAUGCCUGCCUACUCCCUUUCCUAACUUUAAAGAACAGUUUCCUCUAAGGAAUACUAGUGCAGCAUAACCCUUAAAUAAUUUCAUUUAUUUUUAAAGUUACAACCUACAGAGAAAUUAACAUCUUGCCAAUCUAAUAACAGUGGCAACCAUUCUUCACAUGCACUUCUCUUAGAAUAAAUCCCCUUGGCUGGCAGGAUAAGGCUUAUGCUGUAGAACCUUCUCCCCCACAGCCACAAAUCCCCUUCUAUAAGUCCCUCCUACCCUCAUCCCCCCACAUCCCCACUGGCAUUCACCUUUCCCACCCCAAAAGUGCAGCUCAUGGUAGCCUUCUAGAAAAUGGUUUUAAUGGGUAUCCCAGCAUAUACGCUUUUUUAAAAGUCCCCUCUGAACACCAGAGGUGGUGAAAAUGAAUUGUGUUCUUGGAUUUUUUUUUUUUAAGCCUCCACUGGGUCAAAAAUAUGUGCUCUUAAUACUUGAGUUUUUGCUUUGUGUGUAGGUUUUCUUUUUCAUUUAGAUAUCGUGGGAUAAAGUGGAGAGGACAUCUCCAUUUUCCCAUACAAGUUGAGGGUGAGAAGAGAAAGAGAACCAAGCUGUUGCCCCCACUUUGUCCUGGCUUCCCAGCCAUCUUCCCAGCUCUGGUUCUUUCAUAGGAACUAGUUAUUGCUUCCACAAUGCCGUUACAUGGAAUGUUCCACAAAGGCUGUGAACCUGGUCACAGUCUACCCGCAACAACAACUCUUUUCUGAAAAACCAGCCCAAGAGCUCUUACCCAGAAGAACAAUCUUUCUUUAGCCCUCAAGGUCACUGAAACUUCAUUAGAGCAGUUUAGAGUAGACGUGUAAGAUUUGGCAUAUAUUAAAUGAUUAUUGGCACAAUGUUCUCCAGUUCCAUGUAUAAAUGUUGAUAUGCACAUGGGCCAGGGCCCAGGAUGAAUCAGCCAAUCUGCACCACUUUUAUGUCAGCGAUAAUUCCAUCUCUUCCCUUCGAGCACUGUAGGGAGAGCUGCUUCAUCCGGUUCUCCAAGGCCUGGCCCUCGGGGGAGGUGCUGCUUUGGCUCUUACUGCUGCUACCACCGCCACUGCUAUUGCUGAGGCCCCGGUUGUUGUUGGCUUUGUCACUUGUUUUAUUCUCUGCCCCUUCUGCCCUGUCUCCUACAGAAAUACAAGGAUUAUCAAAAGUGAGUAUUGACAAUUCUGCCCUGUCUCCUAUAGAAAUACAAAGAUGAUCAAAAGUGAGUAUUGACAAUUCUAAGUCACUUGAGCUCAAACCAAUCAGCUAACUCAGCCCUGUAGAAUUCCCUCUGUUGCCUACCGUGCGUAUCAGAGGUUCUCAGUACAUAAUCAUUUACUUUUAUUCCUUGUGAUGUUUUUUAUAUUCCUUAGCUAUAGAGAUGAAAUUUGCCAUAUUCACUUUGUAGCUGAGAAACAAACCUCUCUACUAUGUGCUUGCCAAGGAGACUGUUCUGAUGUGAGACAUAGGACCUAAGCUCUACUUUAUAGAAGCUGAGUGGAGCCAGGAACCCCCCAGAACAGCACUUGGAAACAACCUCAGUGAGCAAUACUGACAGCACAACCACAGAGACCUGGUAAUGCAGCAUGGGGGCCCUGAGACCUGGCAGAGGUAUGGAACAGCACAACAGUCAGGCUACAGAGGCAGUGUGGCAUCUGGGACAGGGUGAGAAGGCUGCUACUCACCUCGUUCUACUUCACAUUCAGGGGAGGAGGCCCCGCUGCAUUCACUUCGAGGGCCCAACACUGGGAACAUCAUCCCAAACUCUGACAGGGACACGGGGCUGGGCAGAUCCAGGCUGCCAGGCCUCACAACCGCAGGGAACUGGUCAGGCAUCUCAGACGGGCUUGUUGGUCCUGAACUAAAGCUGGACACAGACUGGGUUUCCGAGUCAUCUUCAGACACAAAGUUGCUACAGCUGUCAUCUUCAAAGGCCUCCGAGGCCACUAAGUUGAGAGAGAACACCAGUCACAUAGGUUCUGUCACCUCCUCAAAUGCCACAAGUGCUUGCUGCCGGCAGGCAGCUAGACACAGCAUGGGGACUGCAGAAUCUCUACCUCUCUGAGUCCUAAUGUAGGAAUGUGACUUCCCAAGCCUGAAUGACCAGCCUCUAAAGCAGCUGGAAGGGAAGCAGCUAGCAGCUGGAUCCCAUGGAUAUUAAGCGCCCUUCCGAUAACCUUAUAACCCUGCCAAGAAAUCACUGUCACCAGACACCACCUAAAAAUGGAAGAUUAAUUCAGCCACAAAUUAGGACCUUUACUCCACCUCAGUCCCCCAAACAGAUUCUCAUGUGCACAGGAAGACGUUCUAGUCCUCUGUAACAUAUCCCAAACAAAGCCAGCUGGACUUAGGCUUCUUUCUUAGGGCAAUAGAAGCAAGAGCUGCUAGAAGAAACAGGUCAGCAUGGAAUAUCUGUUGGGACCUUUGUUAUCUUCCAGAAUCCUGACUUUGAGGAACACUUAGUACCAUAAAACACGGGAACCCACCAGAAAUAGCCCUCAGGCCUGCCCAACUCUGAGACCUUUCACUGAUGGCCAAAGAAAGUGAGGACCUUGGGAAACAAAUCACACAGUCUGAUAUCCCCCCACGUACCCAGUGGAGCUCCUGACUUACCAGAAAUGGCAUCAGGCUCAGGUUUGCUCCCUGGCAGAUCCUCCACAGAUGUGCUGCUGCCCUCAGCACCAACACCGCAUCCCCGAGGCCCCAUGGCACUGGAGCGCCGCCGCUCAUGGAUCUCAUCUGAGAUCAUCUCCAGGUUCUUCAGGGCCAUCUUGUACUCGCCUUUUGCCAGGGUCAGUUUGGCCUGCAGGUCGUCCACAGUCUUUUUCAGUUGCUGGUCAAGAGAACAGGAGACUAAGUGAAGACUACACUGCUAGCCUUAAGAUGGUUUCUGAAUGACAGGUUCAAGUACAUUUUCUGCCCGUCAUUCUACUUCAAGGAAUUUUCCAAGACAUGACUGAAGACCUGAUUACCAUUAUAACUGCUGUUCAUUCACCAGACAAAAUCAGCCACCACCAUCCCCAGAUCCCAUCCAGGUGACAACUUCUAAUAUCCAAAAACUCACUGGUGGAAUAAACCCCAUCAGGGAAGCAAAAAUGGGCAUCAGACACACCAAAGUCCCACAGACUAGACAUCUGGUUCCCAGAACAGUGGUUCUCAAACGUCAGCUUGCAUCGAAAUCCCCUUGAGUGUUAAGACUCAGCUCACUAGACUCCAACCUCACAGAGUUUCUAAUUCAGUCGGUCUAGAGUGGGACCUGGUCUGUCAGGUCUCCAGGUGAUGCUGAUGCUGCUGGUCCUAAGAGCAUGCUGUGAGAACCACUGGCUUAGUACAACAGAGAAAGUGACUGAACGGCAGUUACAGAGGUUCAGAGGCCACUGAAGACCCAACCGAGACAAUUUUGAGGUCUGAAAACUCAGUAAAGCCUGUCUCUCCACUUUCCUCUUAUAGCAAGUGGCCCAUGUGAUAUUCUGCUACCCCAGAAAAGUGAAGCUUUGAGCGCAGAAAAAUCUCAUCAGUGACGAAGCCCAAAGCUACACAUACCUCGAGCUGCACGUAGUACUUUGCCUUGAGUUCAAAAUAAGGCCUGCAGAAGACGGGAAGGAAAGCCAUCAGAGUAAUAUAAUACAGUGACCACAACUCCACAAGAUGAACAAGAGGCAUCAGCUACCACUGGCCAGGUCGUCCUUCCAAUAUUUAGUAAUCUCUAACAAGGCCAUGACAUAUGAGUGAUGCUCCUAGCUCUGAAGAGUUGACAGACACCAGAUGGAACGACUGGGCUCACCCAGGGCUAUAUUAACAGGAGGCCCAUCUCAAGACAUGGGGAACCCACACACACAUAUCUUGGGCACUCUGCAACCUAGCUGAUGUUCCUCCUCUGGGGGAAGGCUGUUCAGAGCCUCACAGUUUAUACCCAGCAGUAAGGGUGGCUUGGGUCUGCUCUACUAAUGAACUUGGCUCCCCAGGGAUGAAGAGCAGAUGAGGCUGGGGAAGGGGCUGCUUAAACCUCCUCCUCUACUGAAGUCAACUGGGGAAGAGAGAGAAGCACCACUCCUCCCUCACAGCACAGCAAGGCCACCACUAGGAGGGGGGUCUCAGGUUGGUUCUCCCAAACCUUGUCCAAAGACUGGAGUUAUUAGUUGGCCGCCUCAGCCACAUAAUGGGCACAAGAAAUGCCACCAUCCUAGCAGUUCCCUUGGUUCUGGGUCAGCCGAAAGAGCUUGGCUCUUUUUUAGGAAUUUUGGUGCCUGAACAUUAAGAGUAGAUCACUGCUUUAUUCUUGAGCUGUUCACCCUCCAUGAAGCUCUCAAGUCCUGCAUCCUGAGGAUCCAGAUGGAUGACAAGGACACAGGACUGCCAUUGAGAAAUGAAGAUGAACUGUGUUCCCAGAUGCAGUGGAUUACUGACUGCCCUGUAAUAGUCCAUUUUGUAUCUGUUGGUAAUUCAUUUCAGCAUUCUUGGUUUUCUUUGAGUUUGUGUUUUUUGAAUUCAAGAAUUGUAACAUGACUGUUAGAUCCCUCCUUAUUUAAUGAGAAAUAAAAUAUUUGACA
This is a messenger RNA of Nomascus leucogenys (northern white-cheeked gibbon), 11133 nucleotides long. RefSeq names its product calpain 7 (gene CAPN7). Lineage: Eukaryota; Metazoa; Chordata; Mammalia; Primates; Hylobatidae. Gene Ontology annotation, biological process: proteolysis. Gene Ontology annotation, molecular function: calcium-dependent cysteine-type endopeptidase activity. The record is from RefSeq and is a predicted model, not a curated record.